Molecule: messenger RNA, 1240 nt
Organism: Cucurbitaria berberidis CBS 394.84
Lineage: Eukaryota; Fungi; Ascomycota; Dothideomycetes; Pleosporales; Cucurbitariaceae
Product: ribosome biogenesis protein-like protein RPF2
Exons: 2
Coding region: 111-1082 (323 amino acids)
Biological process (GO): maturation of LSU-rRNA from tricistronic rRNA transcript (SSU-rRNA, 5.8S rRNA, LSU-rRNA); ribosomal large subunit assembly
Cellular component (GO): nucleolus
Molecular function (GO): rRNA binding
Source: RefSeq, a predicted model, not a curated record
CCGCUGAUGUUCGGCGGCCAAACCUUUUUCCCCAGCGCCGACAGAAAAAGUUCCAGCUGCCCUUGCCAAGAGCUUGCAACUUUCCCAACCGCCCGCAAGCCAACGACAAAAUGCUGAAACAAGUAAAACCAAAAAAUGCCCGCGCCAAGCGCGCAAUGGCAAAGCGUGAACCGCAGCAGAACGAGAACCCCAAGACGACGCUCUUCGUCACGGGCCAGAAGACGUCGCAAAUCCUCAAGCUCGCCGUUGCCGACCUAUGCACUCUCAAGCGGCCCUUUGUCGAGCGCUUCACCAAGAAGAAUGACAUCCAUCCGUUCGACGAUGCCACUUCGCUCGAGUUCUUCUCUCUCAAAAACGACACUUCGCUCCUCGUCCUCAGCUUGCACUCGAAAAAGCGCCCACACUGCAUGACCAUCGCGCGGACUUUCUCGCACAAGAUACUCGACAUGCUGGAAAUCUACAUCAACCCGGAGACGUUCCGCACACUACAGCAGUUCAAGAACAAGAAGCCCUCGGUUGGCCUAAAGCCGCUCAUCUCCUUCCACGGCACAGUCUUUGAAGAUCCAAACCAGACCAAGUACACGCUCGCAAAGAGUCUUUUCAUCGAUCUAUUCAAAGGCCAAGACGCAACCGAGGUCGAUGUCGAAGGCCUACAGUACCUGAUAAGCGUUUCAGCAGAAGAGCCAACGGACGAGCGGCCAAACCCUGAGAUAAAAUUGCGCUUCUACCUCCUCCGCACCAAACGCUCGGGCCAGAAGCUGCCGCGCAUCGAAGUCGAGGAGAUGGGGCCCAGGAUGGAUCUCACCCUCGGCCGCGAACAGUUCCCAGAUGCGGAUAUGCUGAAGGCUGCGAUGAAGAAGCCAAAGGGCGUCGAACCAAGGACGAAGAAGAAUAUUGAAACUGACAUCAUGGGCGAUAAGACGGGCAAGGUUCACUUGAGCAAGCAGGACUUCAAUACCCUGCAGUCGAGGAAGAUGAAGGGUCUCAAGCGUUCAAGGAAGGACGAGGAUGAUGAGGAGGUGGGUGUCGAGGACGCGGGCUCGCAAGACGAUACAACGACACUGAAGAAGGUGAAGGUCUAGAAUUGUUCUGAAUCAUGGAAAGAAGAUCAAAGGAUGACGUUGCAUGGGCUGGCGUUCGGGCAUUUCUGGUGUUAUCAGGGUUAUACCACCUGGGAUACUCAGGCAAUAGGCGUCUCAAAAGUCAAUGGUAUCAGUUAUCAAUCUACCAAAGUCUCGCC